UGAACAAAUUUCGUUCUUGGCCAUUUUACUGAGGCAGAAAAGGACGUUGUGGAGUCCCACAGGUCUUCUCCUCCAGGGAACCUCUCUUCAUUUCAGCCAUCAUGUGUGAUAAUCCCAGGGUGUACCAGGGCGUCCGAGUGAAGACCACGGUCAAAGAGCUGCUGCAGAGGCUCAGAGCCCGGGAGGCAAACAGUAAAACAGUGAAAACGAUUGUAUCCCAGGCAUGCUCGGAUCUUCAGGAUCUUUGCGCGUCCACUUUUCCAAGUCGCUAUGUGGACCCUCCUCCUCCUCCUCCUGCCAUUUCGCCAGCGGACUCGAGCAGCUGUGGCGCGCGAGGCUUACAGCUGCGCGCCGCCUCGUUCCCAGUCGCUGACAGCUCGUGCAACAUGCAGGAGAGCGCCUUCCACGACAUCCAGCAGCAGUUCGGGGACAUGAUGUUGCCAAGCAACGGCUACAGUGGCAACAACAACAACACCACCGGCAGCGCGAGCAGCUACAAUACCUCCCUGCCCCCCCCUCCCAGCUUCCCGCUGCCAUGGUGCCAUGGACUCUCCUCUGACGCGGACUACUAUGGCCAUGGGAUGGCUCCCUGUUCCUCGCCUGAGUCGCUGCAGCUCUGCAACCCCAUGGAUCACAACAGCUACUCGCCGCAGGACUCUUUCUCCUCCUCCUCCUCCUCCUGCUACGACUCACCCACCAGGAUGGAGUCCAGCUACUACGGCUUCCCCUCAGAGCACUACCACUAUCAGCACUGCAACCUCCAGGACUGUCACUGCCUGUCCCACUGCUGGCCAGGCCAGCAGGAGAGCUUCUCUGCCCCUGAAUAUGCACCUUACUACAACCCCACAGACUAUCCAUACACCUGUCCCGUGGUGGAAGAGAACUAUUUCAAGAGGGAUUUGCAGAUGAGCUCCGAAAUGUGUUACAAUGUACUAUGAUGAGACCUUCAGCAGUAUCGUUUUGUCUCUCUUGACUGUAAAGAUUCUUCUGUUCAAGUCUUCAGUGAGGCUGUGUGCUUGAUGGUCUGCUUUGCGUUUUCACUGUGUGGCUUCUGCUUUGGUGGAAUGAAUAUAAUGAAUGCUGAAUGGAUGGAAAGGCUGAUAUUUUUGUAUCAAUUACUCUUUUUUUUACUACUAAAAUUUAUUUUCAUACAUAUAACUUGUUGCGGCACUAAAUAAAAAUGUGUUAAAUCAA
Messenger RNA from Sebastes umbrosus (honeycomb rockfish), 1194 nucleotides. RefSeq names its product lnc RNA pou2af1 (gene pou2af3). The transcript has 5 exons. Gene Ontology annotation, molecular function: POU domain binding; DNA binding. Bases 102 to 938 code for a protein of 278 amino acids. NCBI's taxonomy places the organism in Eukaryota, Metazoa, Chordata, Actinopteri, Perciformes, Sebastidae. The record is from RefSeq and is a predicted model, not a curated record.